AGCAUCGCAGUCUGCUACCAACCAGUCUAAGAAACCACCAACCAACCAACAUGAAGUGCAUCGCCAUCGUCUCCACCAUCUGCCUGCUGGCCGCUUUCGUUGCCGCCGAUAAGGAGGAUAAGAUGCUCGGCUCGUCCUACGGUGGUGGCUACGGCAAGCCCGCCGCUGCUCCUGCUCCCCAGGCCUACGCUGCCCCGGCUCCCGCUCCCCAGGCCUACGCCGCCCCAGCUGCUCCAUCCUACGGCGCUGCCCCCGUCUCCAUCCCGGCUCCUCCCUGCCCCAAGAACUACCUGUUCAGCUGCCAGCCCAACCUGGCCCCAGUGCCCUGCAGCGCCCCAGCUCCCAGCUACGGAUCCGCCGGUGCCUACUCGCAGUACGCCCCCGUCUACGCCCCCCAGCCCCUCCAGUGGUAAUCCAUAGAUGCCAUUGACCCCAAGGAACAACUACAAUGCAAAAAAAACAAUAAAAAAAAUAUUUAUCUUCAAACGUAA
Messenger RNA from Drosophila biarmipes, 491 nucleotides. RefSeq names its product vitelline membrane protein Vm34Ca (gene Vm34Ca). NCBI's taxonomy places the organism in Eukaryota, Metazoa, Arthropoda, Insecta, Diptera, Drosophilidae. The record is from RefSeq and is a predicted model, not a curated record. The coding region runs from base 51 to 413 and encodes 120 amino acids. The transcript has a single exon.